Camelus dromedarius (Arabian camel) is the source of this 617-nucleotide messenger RNA. It is a transcript of the gene EXOC1L, whose product is annotated as exocyst complex component 1 like. NCBI's taxonomy places the organism in Eukaryota, Metazoa, Chordata, Mammalia, Artiodactyla, Camelidae. The transcript has 3 exons. The record is from RefSeq and is a predicted model, not a curated record. Bases 1 to 519 code for a protein of 172 amino acids.
AUGUCAUCAUUGGUAAAGGAGGACUUGGAGAAGAAACUGUUCAAGCCACUCUCGCAGAAUCUGUACGAGUUUAUUGAAAUAGAGGUCUCGGUCCAGGACAGGUAUUAUCUCUGUGUGUCAGUGACCAAAAAUAAAGAAGUAAAAAUAAUUAUGGUGAAACACUACAGAAUAGGUUUAGAUGAAAAAUAUGAAGUAACAAAAAAGUGGUCUUUGAACGAUCUACAGAUGAUUGAUGGAAAAGAAGCAGAUACAGACAAUCCAUUUUUUGAUCUGCACUUCAAGAAAGUGUACAGUUUGGAAGCAUAUAGUUGUGCCUCUAAAUAUGCCUUUGCUCGAACUGUAAACAAGCUGAAUCAUGCAUAUCUUAAGAAAGACUUACAGAUUGUGAACUUUGAUUCUACUUACAUUAAUGAUGAUUCCAUUUGGUCCUCCAACAACAAGGAUUGCUUGGUCCUUAUGAGAAUAUGCUUUUAUGCUUUCAAUCUAGUGUGCUUGUCCCUGUGUCCCCUGCCGCUCUGAACAUGUACACCAUGUUCCUUCAUCAGUAUUCUGUGAAAAUAGUUCCCUAUAUAAAUAUUGAUAGUCAUGACUUUGUUUUUUCCCUUCAUCAGUGACUA